ACUCCAUGGUGGCAGGCAGCUUGGUGGACAACAGCAUCUUCUUGGAGUUUUCCUCCACUCUUGACUUCUCCCUAGAUGGGGGAAGGGACACCAGGCAUGGAUUCAGCCAGAGUUUGGGAGGAGGGAGGAAUAGAUGAGAGUCUGGGAUUUGUGGAAGGGGGAAUACAGGUUGGGACAAUCAUGACUGCUGGCCAACUGUCAUUGUGUUCUGAGGAACAGAGUCCUCAGCCUGGCAUCACCAGGCCCUGGCCUGGGGUGGUGGUGGAUGGGGAGAUCUCAGGACUGGCAGAACCAAGGGUGGAGGCCAGCCCCCAGCCUCUAUCCAGCAGCCCAAAGAGGAAGAGGGACUUGUCAUCAGAUUCUGAGGAUGACCUAGCAGAGCUACUGGAACCUGAUCCCCAGCCGAUGUGGUCAGUGGAGACACUGUGCGGGCUCAGGAUGAGGCUUAGGAGGCGUCAUGUCUCUACAGUGCGGCCUGAACACCACAAGGUCUUCACCAGACUUCUGGAGGAUCCCGUGGUGAGAAAAUUCCUGACCUGGGACAAGAUGCUGAGGGUGUCAGACAAGUACCUCCUGUCUAUGGUCAUAGCUUAUUUCAGCCGUGCUGGGCUCUUCUCCUGGCAGUAUAGGCCAAUCCACUUCUUCCUGGCUCUGUACCUGGCCAAUGACAUGGAAGAGGACAACCAGGCUCCUAAACAAGACAUUUUUUACUUCCUCUAUGGGAAGAGCUAUGCCCAGCGCCCCAUGUUCCACAAACUGCGCUUCCAGUUCAUUCGGUCCAUGGGCUGGAGGAUCUGGGUGUCCCGGGAGGAGUGUGAAGAGAUUCAGGCUUACAAUCCAGAGCUCUGGGUGUGGGCACGAGAUCGCUCCAACCUGACCUAGAACCCUAAAACUAUGGAGGCCUGAGGUCAUCGGCCUGAGGAAGACCCCUGUGCCUGAGGGAGAUGCUCUAUGUUGACAUUAAGGACUGCUGGGGAAAGGAGAGAGGACCGACUACACUCCAUGGAAACCUAGAAGAACCCAGACUCUUCUAGGAGUGGAGUGGAAUCACCACAUUGUGCUCUUGGGAGCUGGAACACUUGUAGGAGUCUCUGGAAAGGCCGUAAAAAAUCAGGAUUCCUCCAGGCUCCACUCUUUCCAGAGGCACCAUCUAAAUGUUGAGUGUCCUCAAUCCCCACCUCCCCAACCGUAGCAGCCGAAGGCCCAUGGUUUCCUGUAAUUGGUCUCCACUGCUUUGGCCAUUUGAAGGAGGCACCUCAGGACUCAGAUGCGAAGGGAACUACCUUCAAAAUAUAGUAUUUGAUUUAUUUAAUUGUAAUAACUUUAAGAUAUCACAAAUUUUGUUUAAAUAUUGUUAUGCAUAAGUUAUAUUAUUAAUAAACGUUAUUAUUAUAUGUUGACUACAGAAUAAUUAGCAUAUUAAAAUUUUAUGAUAGUUCCAGUUUUGAGAACGUGGUGUUAUAUUUUAUGAUGCCUCUAUAACAUUUAUAUAUACAUAACGAUUUCACUUACUAAAGGAUUUUUAUCUUUUUUACCUAUUAUACUUAUGUCUAGGUAACAUAACCCUAGAUCCUUAUGAAUAUAUUUUGUAUUUGAUAUUUCAUCUUCAUUAUUGAAUGUCAACAUUGAGCUGUGGUACUUCAAACCACUUGAACAUGUUUGUACAUCACUUUCAAGAGGGUUUGUGUUUGAAAGAGAAUCCAUGUUACGAGCUCCUUCUGCUGGGGACAGACAAUAAAGAUAAAAUGUGUUUCAUGUUCUCUAUGUAAG
Arvicanthis niloticus (Nile rat) is the source of this 1770-nucleotide messenger RNA. Lineage: Eukaryota; Metazoa; Chordata; Mammalia; Rodentia; Muridae. The record is from RefSeq and is a predicted model, not a curated record.